CUCCCCUCAUUGAAGGCGUGGUUCUCAACAGUAGCUCGCCACGGCAUAGACAUCAGUACCCAACUGACAUUCGGACGUUCCAAAUACAAAAAUUCAAAAAUCGCGCUGUGCCAGUGAAGUGUAGUGAUGGAAUCGGAAAUCAGCAAGAUGCAAACGAAAAUUCCUUCGAAAAACUUCUCGAUUGAAUCGAUUGUUGGUCUAAACGAUCGUCGGUCCCCCGAAAUCGAUAUCGAGAACAGUAUAUCCCAGGACUAUUCUGGUACUAACGAGCAUUCUGAAGACGAAGAAUUGAAAGUUAGAGAUGGGAAAAUGAGUUACUAUUUUCAGCAGAAUCGAGUGGCGAAUUUUCCGUUUUUCAUGAGUUAUGAUAAGAGGAUGGGAGGCUUUCAGGCUGAACAAGGUCAGCAAGAAGAACUGAAAAGGGCAAGUCCUGGGAGCGUGAGGAGUGAGGUGGAUAGCGAUGGCGUUGAUGACAGGCCACACGAGUCUCUCAGUCCACAGUCAGAGCAGAUGACAAACUCCAACCAAACGGCGCCAGACCCCAAUAUCAGGAGAUACCGCACAGCCUUCACGAGGGAGCAGCUCGCCAGAUUAGAGAAGGAGUUCAUGAAAGAGAACUACGUGUCACGACCACGACGAUGCGAGUUAGCAGCACAGCUACAGUUGCCCGAAUCCACUAUCAAGGUAUGGUUCCAAAACCGCAGAAUGAAGGACAAAAGACAACGCAUUGCCGUCGCCUGGCCCUACGCGGCAGUCUACAGCGACCCAGCCUUCGCCGCUUCAAUCCUCCAAGCCGCCGCGUCAUCCGUAGGCCUACCUUACGGCUACCCCUCCCCCGCACUAAUACCUCCCUUCCACAACCCCCAGCUUCUACCCGCGGGCUACCCUUACCCCUACCCUACAUACCCCCGUUACCCCUACAUUCCCCCUACGCCCCCUUCCCCCGUCAACGCAGAAGCGACAUCGCUAAGGCCCGCGUAUUCGAAUUUCAACUUAAACGUUGAUAAAUAAUUUGCGCCGUAUUUUUCGACGGAAAAUUUUGAUUUUAGAAUGUCAAGGAAAAUUCUUUUUUUGUGACACGAGGGCUGAGAAAAUAGUUUUGCUCCUCAAAAAAGGUACGAUACCAUUUUAGGGUUGACAGUUGUAAAUAUUUUUUUAUUAGAUACUUAGUCUAUUUAUUGAAUGCUGGUCAUACCUGUGAACGACUGAAUGAAUGAAAUGAAUGAUUUUGUAAGUUUAAUUUAAAAAGACGUUUAAUUGUAUUGUACAGUUAUUUAAAUAAGUUUUGGUGAUUAUCCAUUCCAUGUUUUUUGCUCCAAAAUUAGUAAUUUUUGUCUUUAUUUAGGUUUAGAGAUACUAAACUCAUUUUAAGAACAUUUUUCCAA
Messenger RNA from Helicoverpa armigera (cotton bollworm), 1385 nucleotides. RefSeq names its product segmentation protein even-skipped. The record is from RefSeq and is a predicted model, not a curated record. Gene Ontology annotation, molecular function: DNA-binding transcription factor activity, RNA polymerase II-specific; RNA polymerase II cis-regulatory region sequence-specific DNA binding. The coding region runs from base 127 to 1011 and encodes 294 amino acids. Gene Ontology annotation, biological process: regulation of transcription by RNA polymerase II. The transcript has 4 exons. Lineage: Eukaryota; Metazoa; Arthropoda; Insecta; Lepidoptera; Noctuidae. Gene Ontology annotation, cellular component: nucleus.